Molecule: messenger RNA, 1599 nt
Organism: Neohortaea acidophila
Lineage: Eukaryota; Fungi; Ascomycota; Dothideomycetes; Mycosphaerellales; Teratosphaeriaceae
Exons: 4
Coding region: 421-1599 (392 amino acids)
Source: RefSeq, a predicted model, not a curated record
ACUUCCUCUUCCGUCCACCUUCCCCCCCACCGGCGUGGAGCUGCGAGCGCGCAAAGCCAUAGGACGCGAUGGCAACAAGCUUUGCGGCCCUUUGCCACUUUCUCUCUUUACCCACUUCCCUCACUCCUGCCCUCUUACCCACACCCUGGCUAGCGGGCCGGAGCUGGCAUUGAGAGUGCCGCGCGCGACCCUGCACCGACUCCUGCGCUAGUCCGUGCUGUCCACUCCCGAUCAACCUUCUUGCCUCCACCAGCGCCCGCCGACGCCUCUUGGGUGGGAGAAAAGUCUCCGUCCAUGAUCUUCCCGUAGCUUCCGCUCAUCUCUACCCACACACCCCCCGUCCUCGCUCCCUCCUCCAUCCAGUCGCGCGCGCGCACACUCGGCAUGAAAUAGCGAGAAGCAGCACAAUACACCCCAGCCAUGUCAUCCGGAGGAGCACCACCACCACCAGCGCCGCCCUUGCCGGGAACACAGCCGCCUUUGGCCGUCAUCACCCACAAUGACCAGCGCGGUGUCCUCUUCGUCACCGGCGCAUUGGCGCUCGCGGCGACGCUGGUGUCGCUGCUGACUCGCGCGUAUGUAAGAGCCGGCUUUGGACAAUCGUUUGGGAGAGACGACUAUGCAUUGGGAGCGGCAUAUGUGUUGAUGAUAGCGCAAACCAUCGCUCUCUUUGUCGCCGCCAGCUAUGGCUUGGGCGAGCAAUCCAACCUCAUCGCACAUUCCGAUGGUGUGACGAUGCAACGGGCCAUCCUCGCUACCGACAUCCUCUACAUCUUCGCCCUGUGGACCUCCCGGCUUUCGUCCGUCUUCUUCGCCCAACGACUCUCCCGAACCACCCGAUAUGAGUGGAUUUGGAAAGUCUUCACCGGCGUGGUCGGCGUCCUCUUCCUCGCCUCUCUCCUGACUGUCAGCUUGCGGUGUGACCUGGGCCACGCAUGGCUCUACAUCAACCAACACUGUACCGGCUUGGGUGCUCUAUUCGCCCAACUCCUCUUCAUCAUCCUCAAUCUUCAAAUGGCCGCCGCGACCAAGUUCCGCGUCAUCAUCCCCUUUGCCGCCCGCCUUCUCCUCAUCGUCCCCCUCAUCCUUCACGUCCUCUCCAUUCCCGACUUCUUCGCCCUCACCGACGGCACGCGCGUCUCUGCAUUCAACAUGACCCGCCCCUACAUCUACACCCAGAUUAUCCUCGCCCUGGCCAUGAUCACCCCCACCAUCCCCGUCCUGCAGCCCUUCAUGCAAGCCACCGCCACCACCUUUGGCAUGGUCUCCGGCGCCGCCACGAACGCCUACGGCUCCAACGGAGACGGCAGUUUCGGCCAACACACUCACAAGGAGCAACACGCCUCUCGCCGCGGGGGCAGUCGCUUGGGCAACAUGCUGAGCAUGCGAAGUUUCCGCAGCGUCAAUGGCGGCGACGAGCGCGACACUGUCGAUGAAGACGAUGUCCGCGCCAACCCGGAUCCUUCCCAGUACUCGGCCACCGUGUCUCACGGGCAGCGCGCUCGUGCUGGGUCCAACGGCGGAAGCACUGUCAGCCAACAGCCCAUGAUCCGCCGUGACGUCCAGUACACGGUCUCCUACAGCGAUGCGCGGGCUUGA